Messenger RNA from Lathyrus oleraceus (garden pea), 720 nucleotides. RefSeq lists its product as uncharacterized. Bases 1 to 720 code for a protein of 239 amino acids. The record is from RefSeq and is a predicted model, not a curated record. Lineage: Eukaryota; Viridiplantae; Streptophyta; Magnoliopsida; Fabales; Fabaceae. The transcript has a single exon.
AUGGACACAACUCUCUUUUGUAAAACCUUUAAGAAAGAUAUUCUGGUUAUGCAAAUUUAUGUUGAUGAUAUUAUUUUUGGUUCUACUAAUGCUUUGUUGUGCAAGGGUUUUGUUGAGUCAAUGCAGGCAGAAUUUGAAAGGAGUCUAAUGGGAGAACUCAAGUUCUUUCUGGGAAUCCAGAUUAAUCAACAUUCAGAAGGAACAUACAUUCAUCAGAGAAAAUAUAUAAGGAAACUUAUGAAGAAGUUUAACUUGUCAGGAUGCAAGAAAGCAAAGAAUCCAAUGCAUCCUACAUGCAUUCUGGAGAAAGAAAAGGUAAGUACUAAAGUAAAUCAAAAGCUAUUCAGAGGUAUGAUAGGCUCUCUCCUUUAUCUAACCACUUCUAGACUUGAUAUUUUAUUCAGUAUCUACUUAUGUGCUCAUGUCCAAUCCGAUCCUAAGGAGACUCACUUAACUAUUAUUAAGAGAAUCUUUAGGUAUUUGAAAGGUAAUACUAACCUUGGCUUGUUUUAUAGAAGAUCAAGUGAAUAUAAAUUAGUAAGCUAUUAUGAUGCUGACUAUGUUGGAGAUAGAAUAAAAAGGAAAAGUACUUUUGGAAGUUGUCAAUUUUUGGGAGACAAUCUGAUCUCAUGGUCCAACAAGAGACAAUCAACAAUUGAACUUUCAACAGCCGAAGCUGAGUAUGUUGCAGCUUCUGGAUGCAACACUCAGAUACUCUAG